GUGAUUCCGAAGAAAAUGUUUCAGAUGAGUCCACCAGAGCCUAUUCCUUUCCCUCCAUCUCAGUCCGACCGGAAAUCCAGUCCAAUGAUCAACUCACAGCAUCCAGGAUCCUCCAGCUCUCUCGCGUCUGGACCUUUGGCAACAUCCAAGCCAGAUUCCAGCAACUUAAGUUCUUACAAUCCAUCUACGCAAGGUUAUGCAUCAACAACAUAUCCAUCGCAAAAGACAGGACUAUCCACUAAUUCUGGUCGAUCUAGUGCCACAGGGCUUUCAAGCAGUGCCGGACUGUCAAACUCAGCUGGACUGUCCAAUGCAGCAGGGCUUUCAAAUUCUACAGGAAUUGCAAAUAAUUCUGGUCUUUCAAAUUCAGCUGGACUUUCAAGUACAUCAGGAUUCUCGCAUUCAUCCUCAUCACAGCCAGGGUCUUACCAGAACCAGUAUCAGACUGGCUCAAACCAGUAUCAAACUAGUCAGAACCAGUUCCCUAGUGGACAGGCUCAGUACCAAAGUGGACAAAGUCAGUAUCAGUCUGGCCAGAAUCAGUUCCAUAGCAGUCAGACCCAAUUUCAGAACUAUGGACAGUCCGCUGGGUCGUCAUUCCAGAAUCCGAGUUCAUACUCAAGUGGAAGUGGCUCCUACAGUGGAUCGAGCCAGCAAAAUCAAGGCAAUCUGUAUCAGUCAUCUGCCACAAAUUCUUACCAAUCUCACUCCAAUCAAAACUCACUCUAUCAUCAAGGCAAUUCAUCACAGACCACAUCAUAUCAACCACAGACAAACUCAUCAUCUUAUCAUGGUGCCCGAGAUUCGCAAGCUGGAUCUUACCCUACAAGUGUUAGUAGAGACUCACAGUCGGCUUCAUUUCAGGCCAGCGUGAGCCAGUCAGGGUCGUAUCCAACUAGUGGAAGUCGGGACUCGCAGACAGGUUCGUCAUUCCAGGCGUCUGUCACACAGUCUAGUGCUACUUCGUACCAAAGAGACAGUCAGUCGGCACUGUCGACACCUACCACACAGACACAGUCGGUAUACACUACCUCUCAGGGGUAUGGUUCAUCGCCACAUCAAAACAGCUUGCCAUCAACCUUACAAACGUCGCCACUGUCUGGAGUGUCCGCUAAUAAGAUCAGUGAAACUUUGUCAAAGAUGACUGUGAAAGACUCGCCUUUGGAUACUAGGCAAUCUCCUCAGUAUGACAGUUCCACAUCUACAACGACGAGUAACUUGAUGACAACAACAAUAACAACGUCUCUGGCGACAGGAACAACUACUCCAUCAGCUGUUGCGUCUACUAUAGCAUUAACAACAACAGUAGGAUCCACCAAAGUCAUGACUGCUCCUUCAACAAGCACCACAAAGAACACUCCAAGCCUGCCUCCAGGUGUAUUGCUGGGUCACCACCAGUACAUCAUGGGACAGGGAACAAUGCCACCAUACUUU
This is a messenger RNA of Mizuhopecten yessoensis (Yesso scallop), 1434 nucleotides long. Its product is annotated as mucin-5AC-like. The annotation marks the transcript as partial. Lineage: Eukaryota; Metazoa; Mollusca; Bivalvia; Pectinida; Pectinidae. The transcript is spliced from 4 exons. The record is from RefSeq and is a predicted model, not a curated record.